Messenger RNA from Cladocopium goreaui, 1514 nucleotides. The record is from the annotation of a GenBank genome assembly. NCBI's taxonomy places the organism in Eukaryota, Dinophyceae, Suessiales, Symbiodiniaceae.
UCAAACACCUCACCGAAUCUCACUGGUGCAGCCUCUGCGGCAGAGGGUUUGGCAAUGGCAGUCGAAGUUGAUGAAGGUGGAGAAGCUGAGGAGGCUGCACAGGCAGAUGAAGAAGUUCCUGAACUGCUUGAGCUGAUAGAUGAGGUUGAAUCUGCGAGUGAGGAGGAGCUACCUUCUGUUCUUGUAAAGAUCGGAAUUCGAUUGCGAGCAUCUCCCAAAGAUCGAGAUCUCCUGAGCGAUUUCGAGGGCAUCAAUCAGAUUGCUGAUAUUUUGAACAAGAGUAACUGGCAGGGUGAAGCUAUGCUCGCCUUCUGUCGUAUCAUGCCUGAGGUAUGCCGUACAAGCUUGGUGAAUCGCGCCUGCUUGAGAGAGACCGGAUUUCUAGUGGCAACUGUCAAGAUGCUGAAAAAAGCACUUGACACCAAGGAUGAACACGUGCUCUUGGCGGGGUGCGCAGCAAUUACAGCUAUGUGCACUGCCAACGAUGCCAACAAACAGGUGGCUGCACAAGUUUUCGAGGAAAAGGGUGUGAUUGAUGAUGCUGACGAGAAGCCUUUGCAUGGCGCCAUAUUUCUCCUACUGGAUACUCUGGAGGCAUUUCCAGAGUCUGUGCAACUCCAGACAGAGGCGAUGGCGGCUUUACGCUCUUUGGUGGUAGAUGACGACACCCGGAAAUCCGAAUGCAUGCCUUCAGCACUGGAAAACCGUGAAGUGCUGCUCAGUGACAAGAUCUAUCCAAAAGUGCGGGGAAUCGUCGAAAAUGCAUCCAAGCUGGCGUCUCAGCCGCUCAAGCUGACUGAACAGACGUUGUUACUCUUGAGGGAAAUCUCUCGAGGCCAAGAGAGGAUUCAAGAACUGGCUAAGCCGAAAGGCUUAAUGAUGCCCUAUGUUCGAAAAGCUUUGGGAUCUUCAGAAGCGCGUUUGGUACGAGCUGCUUUGGCUGUUUUGCGGGCCUUCGCCUUCUGUGAAGACGUCCGGGACGAGCUAUCGUUGUCCUGCGAAACGAAAGGCUAUGUUCAAGCGGUCCGUGAUCACCUGGGCACUCCAGUGGUGUGCGAGCAGGGCUAUGGAUUGUUGGCAAAUCUGACGCUACGCAAUCCUGCCAUGGCGUCAUUUCUGAAUGAUGCAGAUCACCAAGUCAUAUCCUUGGGCCAGCUGGUGCUCGACAAGCAUCCUGACAGGCCUGAUGUGGCCAAGUCUGUGAUUCAGCUUCUUUGGAGUGUUUCCCGGCAGAAUCCGAAAGCAUUGGCAGAGGUCCGCGAUGCAGAGAUGUUUGUGGGUUUGCGGAAGAUGGUCGGAGAGCAUCAAGAUCAGCAACGUUGGCAUGGAGCUGUUGAGGUGGCUCGACAAUUCCUGCGAGAGUUUCGAGAAGAUGACGGGGUGCAGAGGAAAGCAAUGUACAACGAAUACUAUUGAUGGAAUUUACUUCGCCACUUUCCUUGUUUCCCUUGAUAAUUAUUCAGAAUUGAUGGUCACAAGUGCCAGUGCAAGCCUGCAAGAAAAAGAGGAUCCGC